This is a messenger RNA of Ahaetulla prasina, 2002 nucleotides long. Its product is annotated as beta-1,3-galactosyltransferase 5-like. Gene Ontology annotation, cellular component: membrane. Bases 465 to 1460 code for a protein of 331 amino acids. Gene Ontology annotation, molecular function: N-acetyl-beta-D-glucosaminide beta-(1,3)-galactosyltransferase activity. The transcript is spliced from 4 exons. The record is from RefSeq and is a predicted model, not a curated record. Lineage: Eukaryota; Metazoa; Chordata; Lepidosauria; Squamata; Colubridae.
AUGUACAUCAGAACACCUCGUUGUUCAGUGGUUGCACAAAACCACUGAUCCUGCGCAUGAUUAAACCUUUUCUGUUUGAUCCCGGAAUUCCUUGUCAAUCCUUUGAAUUCCUUAACAAAUUCUGGCAACAAUGAAGGGACUGACAGGAAGAGGCCGUUGACCUUCCAGAUGGACUGCCCUGGUGGGUAAACCCCUGUCCCAGCGUUUGAAAGCUCCAAGCCGGCUCCGUAGCCCUUGCCUACGGGAAGACUUCAUCGAAGGGAUAGAGGACACGCCCGCCAGGGAAGCACUCCAGUCAAGGAUCCUUGAGGACAAACAGAAUUGGCUCUCCAGUCCAUGGACCAAGAAGACAGCCUGCAGGCAUGUUGAAGAAGUAAGAAUUCCCGAGGAAGUAAUUUGUCCGACAGGCAGCCAGGCCCAGAUUUCCCAUCAGGAGGCUCUUCUCUUCCUGGGAGAGAAGAAAGAUGGUUUCCCCUGUCCUGAAGAGACUUCAAGCGGCUACAAAGAAAAUUUCUUUCAAGAUACAGUUUCUUAAUUAUCUUCUUUUGUUGGUCCUGGCUUGUUUGAUCACAAUCAUCGUGUUGAAUUAUGUUAUCACAUUUAUUACAAAGGAAAGUUUUUUGGAAUUGCCUGAUAUAAAUUGCCAUAAGAAUCCUCCAUUCCUAGUAAUACUGGUAUCAUCAGAACUUGGUGAGAGUAAAGCCCGGAUGAUAAUUCGUAAAACAUGGGGAAAGAAAAGAGUAUUAGCUGACAAACUGAUUGUAACAUUUUUUCUCUUGGGAAAUCGUUUCUGGCCAUAUAAACCAUUUAAUGUGACUAUGGAAAGCUUACAUUAUAAAGAUAUAAUCCAAAAGAAUUUUAUCGAUUCAUACAAUAAUUUAACAUUAAAGACUUUAAUGGGCUUUGAAUGGAUUCAUAAAUUCUGUCCACAAGCUACUUUUGUAAUGAAAACUGAUUCUGAUAUGUUUGUGAAUGUCUAUUAUCUGAUAGAACUUCUUCAGAAACGAAAGAGUACUAGCCAGUUAUACACAGGCUCUAUAAAAAUUAAUGAAAAGCCAAUAAGAAAUCCAGACAUAAAAUGGUAUAUAAGUGAAGAGGAUUAUCCAGAAAAAGUUUACCCUCCCUUUUGUUCAGGAACUGGUUAUGUUCUCUCCUCUGAUGUUGCUAGUCAAGUUUAUAUAGUUUCAAAACAUAUCACUGUUCUUAAGUUGGAAGAUGUUUUUAUAGGUAUAUGUGUUGCAAAACUUAAAAUCCAACCUGAAAAACUUCAUUCAGAACCUGUCUUUUUUCCAGAAAAAGUUGUUUUUUCUCUUUGUCACUACAUGAAAAUUGUUACAAGCCAUUUUACUACUCCUAGUCAAAUCCUUAUGUAUUGGAACGCACUGGAAAGAUAUAUGGAUGAAAAAUGUUCAGAUGAUCAAAAACCUUUACAACUAGUUUAUGGGAAUUAUGACGAGUAAACUUGAUUAGGAGCAUACUGUAAUUCACUUGUACUAUGGUUCUGUUGGGGUCUGUUUAGAAAUCAAUCCCAUUGAGUUCAUUUGGAUUGCCACCCGCUUAAAUGUCUAUAGUUUUGUAACUUUUCUUCAUGUAACAUAGAUUCACUUACUAUAAAGAUUAUAAACUGUAUUCUAUAUUUAUUUAAAUAGCACCAUUGUUGUGUACACAGAAAAGUUUUCUCUUUUAAGCAUUUUGAAAUUUUCCAGUAGAAAGAUAAUUUAAAGGUUUUUUUCACUAAAGCUAGUGAAGAAAAAUGUCAGAUAUUGUUAAUUCAAGGAGAUCAGCAAAUGUAGAGAUUACCAACAUUUUAAUAGAAAACAAAUAGAUGCUGAAAUUGUAUAAGGUACUAGAGAAAAUGAAAAUUAGUAUUUUUCAUAAAACCACCAAGUAUUUCAGAAUUUUGGCUUAACAAUGGCCAAGAAAAGCACUGUUCUACAUAUUUGUCAAGUUCUACAUUUUGUGCUAUUAUAAUAUGCUUCUGUAGAACUUAUAAAUAAAUCAA